UCUAGAAACAUAAUUGUUCAAUUGUGUAUUCGCAACUUUAGGACGUUCUCGUUUAAAAUUAUUUUGGUUUGUAAUAAUAAAAAAAAAAGAAAUGGAAAACGACUCGCCCAACUUGUUCGACAGUGAACCCGUGUCGGUGCAGUUGACAGUCGUUGACAACGAAACCGAUGUUUUGGACGAUAUAGUUCGAACAGAAGACAGACCACCCAGUAACGUAGAAGAUAGUAAUGUUGUUGAUGGCGGUUAUGACGAGGUACAAGACCACAUAGAGUACCAAACGGACGAGUCAGAUGUUGACAACGAACACAAUGACCUUACGGCGAAGGAUCAGUUGGCUGAAGAUGUUGACAAAUCUGACGAUGAUUCUGCAAAGAAUAAGACUGCAAAAGACGUUCAUCACAAAGGUUUACCGCCUGGCCGAGUAAAGCUAAUUAUGAAAAUGGAUCCGGAUGUCAAUAUAGUGGCGGGAGAAGCCGUGUUCCUAGUCACCAAAGCAACGGUAAAGUUCCCAGUUCUUAACUCAUUUUAUAAAUGCCCAUUACCUACCAUAUGAAUAAACGAUAUUGAUUUUAUUCACAUAUUUGUUUUUGCUCUAUAGGAAAGUUUUAUUGGACUAUUAGCACAGCACUGCCAUAAAGCAAUGGUAACUUCAAAUAAAAAAACAUUGCAAAAAAAACAUAUUGAUGCCGUAAUAGAAGAUAAUGUUCCAUUUGAAUUUUUAGAAGGCGCAUUAGAUUGGUAAAUUGUUCUAUUAAUAAGUAUACAUAAUUUCUUUUAUCCUUAUAUAUUUGUGCUAUAAUUAAUAUAAAAUUAAUUCACUUUACUGAUUAUUGCUCAAUGUCAACAUAAAUAUAAUAUAUGAUUUCUACUUUUUUGUUUAAAUUAUUAUUAAAACCAAAUUAUCCGAAUCAAAAGCACCUUAUUAAAUCUACCCAACUUCAGGUUUAUCAUUACAGAGCAGAUAGUCCAGUAACGGAUUUUCAACAUUUUUUCUGGGAGAGGUCCUGAAAAAUCAUAAGUAUUUAAAAGGUAUCUCUAUUAAUAGAUGCUUUUUUUUGGACGGCAUUUUAUUUUAAUUAUAUUAUUGUCUAGGAGAUUCCAGAUUCCCAAGACCCCCCCCCCCUGUAAAUCCGUCACUGGCAGACACUAUUAUAAAAUGGAAAAAUAAAUCUUUAUUUUAAAAAUCAUUCAGAGACACAUGUUUAGAUACAGGGUAUAUUUUAAAAAAAAAAUACAACAAAUAAAUAAUAAUAACAUGAGUCACAACAUUGCAUGUAGGUAAACUGGUAAACAGAAAUAAUUUUGUUUUAAUCACAAUUUUAAGCCAUAACAAUAAUACGCAAUAAUAUAAAUAAAAAUACUUAAUAAAUUAUCUAGGUUAUUAAAAUAAAUAUAUAUCUUAUUAUACAAGCACUGAUUAUUUAUAUAGGUAUACGGAAAAUAAUGAAAUUAAAAAUCAAAAUCAUAUUUUGAGCCAAUUAUACUUAAAGGAAGACACACACAUAAAGUUUUUUUUUAAUGAAAAAAUAACAACUUAUCAAUAUUAAUUUCACAUUAAAAACAAACAAAAAACAAAAUGUGAAGCAACGAAAAAAAAAAUUAAAUUAUAAGUGCUCGUAAUGAAUAAAUAAAUAGUAUUGCUUAUGAUUUUUUAUUUUUGCACAUUUUACAAAUGUUAUUUUAAUACAAUUUUUAUUAUAUUUUGUAUCAUUCAACAUUUUAACAUUUUUAGUUUUUACUUUAAGAGCAAAAAUGAAUACUGGGAUCAUUAGUUAGAAUACAUAGGUAGUUUGUGUAUCUUUAAAAUAAGUUCAAUUUAUAAUUGUAUGUAAUAUAAUUAAAAGAGACCAACAAAAAUAAUUAAAAACAAUGGUUUUUCAACAUGAAAGUUUUCCAUAGCCAAAAACUUGUUUAAAUAAAUUAAUAUCUCCUUUAAAAAUAAUGAUAAUCUAUUUUACACUCAUUCGAAUAUUUAGUGAUGGUUUAGACUAUUAUAUUAUAAAAUUGUAAUUGGUGAUCUGGUUGAAAUUCAUUCAACUUAAUAAAUAGAUAUUAUAAUUUAGUGGAAAUUGCCAAUGGCCAGUUUAAAACUAACAAUAAAGUUUAAAAUAACAAAAAUAUCACAAUUCAUUUAAAACAAAACAAUUAAUCUUAAGGAUUCACAUCAUUGAUUAAAUAUUUAAAAAAAAACAUCCACAAGAAAUCCUAUCACUAAAACUUCUGAACACAAUGCAUACAAUACAGUAAAUUAAAUUCUUAUUAAAAAAAAAUCUAUAUACCAUGUUUUUUUUUUGUUUUAGUAAAAUAAAAUGCUUUUAUAUAAUAUAAGUUUUAUAUUGCAAGACUCAAAAUAUAUUAAUUAUAGAGAAAAAUCCUAUUUAAUUUUUGCCCCACUUUGCAAACCAAAUUUAUCAAAUCACAAUAUAAUAACUAUCAGCUCAUUUUAAACAGUUUUGUUGAAAAUAACGCUAACCUUUUAUUAUAAAAGUGUAUUAUACAAUUUGGCACAACAGUUUAAUAAUUUUAGUGCUUAAAAUAAUUUCAUUAUAUAAUAUAUUUAUUGCUAUAAUUAUAGUAACCAUUAAACAUUAUUUAAAAUAAAUAGUAUAGCUUAACAUUUUAAAAUACAAUUUGUAUUUGAAUAGUUAUUUUUCUUUUUAAAUCUUAACUGACCACAGUGUUUUUAAACACAGUUUAUUGCUUUAAUUUUAUAUUUUAACAACCAAUAAAAAUAUUUUCUCCAAUCGAAAAUGAUCAUUGAUGUGCUUAAAAUGAUAUAUAAUGUGUGUGUCCAUUUACUCUCUCAUAAUUGUGUAAUCCAUAAUAAUAUUUAGAUAAUUUAUUGUCUAUAUUGCAUGAAAAAUAAAACUGACACUAGGAGCAAAUUGUUGCUACCCUAUACUUCAGGUGAUAAAAAGUUUUAAAUAUUUUCAAUUCUUUUUAUAAAAGAAUGGCAGAUUUCAGUAGGAUAGGAAACACAGGAUUAAGUAUAGUUAAAUAAAAUUAAAAGUACCUGUUUUCAGGUGCAUUGAAUGAUAAAAGAAUUCCAGUUAAGCUAAAAGUUAAAUUUUACAAAUCUUUUGUUAGACCGAUCAUAUUGUAUAGCACAAAUAUAUAUAUAUAAUAUAAUAAAUAUAUAUCAAAUUAUAAAACAAAACACUGUUAGCACAUAUAGCAGUUAUGAAAAUGCUUAUAUUAUAGACGUGUGAAGUUAUUAAUGAGGAUAAUAUAAUAAAAGAUUUAAUAAGAAGUGGUGAAACAAUAUUUUUAUAGUUGAUAUGAGAAUAUUGAAUGGGGGCGAUUUGGAUAUUUUGAGCCAAACGUUGUAAUAGUAGUUUUACAAUUAAAUGUGGGUGAAAGGCUAGAAAAAUGAAAACCAAAAAGGAGAUAGUUAGAUACAUUUGAAUGAUAUGAUGAAAACUGCUGCAUGGGUGUAUAUAGAUGUGAAAGACUGAGGUAAGGUAGCUAACCCAUUUAUAGUUGGGAAAGUCAGGAGUUUCCCCUGCCACCCAGAAGAACCAUGUUAUGUCGAUAUUGAUUGAGAAAACGGCAGCUGCAUUCCUAAUUGACAUACAAAUCCAACAAUAUUAAUCAUCACAAUUUAAUAAAAUAUUUCUAAGUUAUCUAUAUUAAUGUUGAAUGUAAAUUAAAUUUUUAUGAUAAUAUUUAUUUUAUAUGUAUGAAUAUGUAUCAUUAAAUAAUUGUACAAAAUUGUCCAUUAUAGAUAUUAUAAUCUUUAUAUAUAUAUAUAUAAUUGAAACAUACAAUUUUAAAGAUCACGUUUAAUUUUUAAAAUAUCAAGUUGGAACGAUAAGUGUACACUUAGUAGUUAAUCUUUGGUAGAAGUGCCAAUGUCUUAAGUUCCAUUUUAAUAUUAUUCACGAAAUGAACACCUCGGGGCUGCUAUAAUACGUAGUUAUAUUUCCAUAAAAAAAAAAAAAUACUGAAUUACUCAUUGUGAUUGACUUUAACGUAAAAUAGUAAAUAAGGAGUUAAUGCAGAAUUCUUGGAUGAUUUGGAUUCUAAAAUUUGUGUCAGUUGUGCAACUGACAUUGUUCUAACUGUUUCAUCGUCACAUUCCAGCCAAACACUAUCCCCACCUUCUGAACUAUCUAGUAUUCGAACUCCACAACAUUCCAAACUACGGCACCACCGUCCAAUCGAUGAACCUUUACCUGAAUCAAUUGAAUCACUAGAAGGGCUAUUAGAAGUACCCAUAGACGACGAAGAUGCCUUUGAUGAUAUUUUUAAAAAUCGAAAAAGACCAUUCGAUAUAGAUGACUUUUUGUAAUUUGCUGGCAAAGUACCAUUGGGGGUAACUGAAAGACUCCCAGUUUUGCGACGAUCACGAGGACAAUUGUCAUACUCUUCAAGAUUAUCCUGAGCCUUGACAUAUGCCACAUAAUGCCCAGAUGCAAUUGUAGCGCCCAAAUGCAUUAUUAUAGCAUAUAGUUGAUAGCUAUGUGCUCGAGUUUGUUGACGUGAGUUGAGCGAUAAACACUCUUCACAAAAACAUUCUAGUGUCAAAGGAGUAGGCAUAUGCUCGUUCACUUUCGACACAACAGCUCUAGAAAAAUUAAAUAUAAAUUAUUUAUUUAUUCAGCUUAUUGGUAAAUGUGUUGUUACCUAUAGUUGGUACAAAAUCGUUUUAAAUGCAAAGUCAGUAAUCGAGGUAAACUUUCAUAUCCAACGCUACGUUUGGCUUCAUUGUACCGACAACAUUGUUCACACCAAUACUUGUCGGUGUCUUGUAGAUACUCUUCAGUUACGAUCGCAGAAUGAUAUAACUUGUUUACACUAUCAUAAUCUAAAAAUAAUUAAAUACAGUAUAUCAAUACAAAUAAAUAUAAAUUUAAAAAAAAAAAAAACAAACCAUAAAGGUUCAACUCAUGUUCAGAUGAUAUAUCUCCAUUAGUUGAACCAUUGAUAGGAACACAAAUGUCACAAAAACUUUCUUUUCGUUCCGUAACAAAUUCACAUUCUAAACAUGUAGUGCGGAGUAGGGAUACACCUUGGAAAUCAUCAAACAUUGAUGUACUACUGCUACUGCUGCUGUUACUGAAACUAGGGAUGCUUUCAUUUUCAUCUGUUUGGACUGCAUUUGUGGUUCCGUUCACUGCGUACAUUUGUUUAUCAUCUAAAUUAAAUAAAAUAUAAUUAAUAUUGUGGCUUGAAAUACACAUUAUUUUCCAAGUAAUUUUUUUUUUUUUUUACCAACAAAAUUUUCAUUUUCAGGUAACACUUUGUCGCUAGCAAUAUUAACACUGGGCGGAAGACUUUCAUUGACGGGACGUGUUUUACUGCUAGAAGCAAUUUUCAAAGAUUUCCGUACUUGUCCCGAAAACUUUUUCAAUUUAUUUGGUGCUGGUGGAAUAAUUGGAGUUGGUGCAAUAAAACAAUUAACUUGUACAGAAUGUUGCAUGACUAAUUUACAACCCUCUCUAAUAUUAUCCAACAGGCAAACGAGCAGUUCAUGUGCAUCAUGUUGCUGAUUGCCCUCGAAUAUUGGAUUGACAUCUCUGUUUAGAUAACAACAUGUAUUUUAAAAAACAAAAAUAUUGAGGAUUUAUAUUUUGUACUAUUACCUUAACGAUUGUAAAAACACUUCAGGUUGAUAUGGAUCUGAGCUGUCUUUAAGUUCAGAAUUGUGUAACGCUUCAAAUACUUGAUGCAAACGUUCAGUAACUUGUAUAAUUUUUAGGUCAUUCAUGCUAACAUUUAAUGAAGAUUGUAAGUUCCACAUUUUAGUGUUAACCGAACUUGUACUUCGUCCAAGUGAAGAACACUUUCCCUAUUUACAUAAAAAUAAAACAAAAAAACUAUUAUCACCAUUCUAAUUAAUUAUAAUAAUUUACAUGCAAGUACUUUAAAUCCAUUUGUCGACCGCCCAGUUAUCUCUUGUAGUUCAGUAAUUAGAUGGUGUAGGUUGUGUAAGAAUGAUGGUGCAAAUCUCAAUGUAUACAAAACACUGUUCAGAAAACAAGUGUUGCCAAGAUUACACAAAGUUGCCACUCCGGGGGUGCCAUUGCUGUCAUUGUCACAUGAACAGUUUAUUUGCUGCUGCUGUUGUUGCAAUUGUUGCUGUUGUUUGAUGUGCCGGAUAACUUUAAAGAA
Cinara cedri is the source of this 6114-nucleotide messenger RNA. Lineage: Eukaryota; Metazoa; Arthropoda; Insecta; Hemiptera; Aphididae. The record is from the annotation of a GenBank genome assembly.